AUGAAGCGAAGGGUGCUACGCGCACACGCGAACAAGCGUCGACUUAGACUCCUAAGCGCCGAGCACGGACUUCGUCUCGAUGCGUACAGUAUUCUCUGCGACGCCUCCUUUCUGCGCGCGUUGAUGCUUGCCACGGGCGCCAGUGACCGCUCCCCGGCGCGGGCACUGAAGGCGCUCAUGUACGAGACCUUUGCGGCCGCCACGGCGCAUGUUUCGAAGGAGGCGGAGGCGGGGGCGGAGGCCGGCAGCGCCGCGGGUGCCCCGCAGGUGCGGAGGCCCAAAGACCUGACUCUCGCACUCUACUAUCUGCCGGAAACCGCCACAUCGCUUCGUCGAAUGGCCCAGCAGCGGCUAGCGGGGUGGGAGACUGCCUCGGCGCCACGCAAGCAGAAGGAAAGAAAUGAAGGGAGCGCGACAACUCCAGCGGUGCGUGAUGAGCGCCGGACCCCUCUUUCGAUGGUGGAGUCGCUCUUGGCAGGGCUGGAGUGUGCCGGUGGCGAGGCCGCCGCAACCGGUAGAAACGAGGCCAAGGCGAUAGCCCAGUUUCUCGCGGCAGCGGGGUCAGUUGAGAGCCGCAUCCCACACGCGGCACAGGAGCGGAAAAACGCCCACUUUUUUUUCGUCGCCACGCAGUCGCACGACGUUCGCCGGCUGCUGCCACGCAGCGCCGCCCUCAUUCGUCUCACGACUUCCCCCACGGCUUUGUGGAUUGAAAGAAACGGCGACGCAUUCCACUACGGCGAGGAGGGCGCUGCUAACAGCACCCCUCGCCAGGAGUCGGCCGCGGCCGCGGGGGGCAAAGUGCUAUCGGCGGCAGAUGUGGCCUUCAUGCGGCACCUCUCGGCAGACCUCGUGCCGGCCGCAGGGGCAAACAAAAGGCGCCGGUCGGAGACAAGCAACGCCGCUGCGGCGAAGAUGCCUGACACCACGGCCGCCCCGCAGCCGAAGGCGGCGCCAAUGACGGGCCACAAGAGCAGCAUGAGAAGGGGAAAUGCGACGCGGUCUAGAAGGAAAGCCGUGGGCGGGCCAAACCCGCUUGCGGUGAAGAAGAAGCGCGUUCGUGAGGUGUUUCGGGUGGAUUUAGGGGCGUCGAAAAAGCCGAAAUGA
Trypanosoma conorhini is the source of this 1107-nucleotide messenger RNA. RefSeq lists its product as uncharacterized. Lineage: Eukaryota; Euglenozoa; Kinetoplastea; Trypanosomatida; Trypanosomatidae. The transcript has a single exon. The record is from RefSeq and is a predicted model, not a curated record. The coding region runs from base 1 to 1107 and encodes 368 amino acids.